This is a messenger RNA of Penaeus vannamei (Pacific white shrimp), 1536 nucleotides long. RefSeq names its product zinc finger protein OZF. The record is from RefSeq and is a predicted model, not a curated record. NCBI's taxonomy places the organism in Eukaryota, Metazoa, Arthropoda, Malacostraca, Decapoda, Penaeidae. Gene Ontology annotation, molecular function: RNA polymerase II transcription regulatory region sequence-specific DNA binding; DNA-binding transcription factor activity, RNA polymerase II-specific. Gene Ontology annotation, biological process: regulation of transcription by RNA polymerase II. Gene Ontology annotation, cellular component: nucleus.
GCAACAACAAAAAAUAGGGCCACGCAAAUCUGGAAGGUCUGCUCGGUCUGCCCAAAUCUACGAGAUGCAAAGGGUUAAAGGUUUAUAUAUUCAGGCACACUGGAAUGGCGGGAAUAUGGUUGAUGAUUCCAGUUAUGUCAAACAAGAAAUCGAGGAUGACACCCUCAUCGAAGGCAUCAAACUUGAGGACAUUGUGGAUUUGAAAGAGGAACCCAUCCUUAUGCCAAUGGACGAGGAGGCCCUUUCAAGGACGAGCAUAGGACGUUCUGUAAUGGAGGAGAAUAUUACUUGGGGGAUUAAGGAAGAGCUUGCUGAUGUCAAGGAUCUCAUAGACAUCGAGGAAGAGGUUGUCGAAGAGGAAGCCAAGCAUCAAACCGAUUUUCAAGAAGACUGUUGUGGAGAAAUGUCCGGCGCUACGACAGCCGCAGAGGAGUCAGCCGAUGAGUCCUUCAGAUGCGGAAAGUGUAAGAAGGAAUUUACGAGCCACUUACAAUGGGAGCUUCAUAGUAAGAGGUGUGGUGCAGAAAAAUCAUUCAGCUGCGAUAUUUGUGGUAAAGGCUUCUCUCAAAAGGGAAAUUUGGUCGUGCACAUCAGAACACACACGGGGGAGAGGCCCUUCGCUUGUGACAGGUGCAGUAAGAAGUUUCCCCAUUCAGGGGAUCUGGCACGGCAUAUGAGGGUUCACACCGGAGAAAAACCUUAUAGAUGCGAGGUUUGUGGAUCGAGCUUCUCGAAUAUAACCUCGCACAAAAGGCAUUUAAGAAUCCACACUGGCGAAAAAACGUUCGCUCGCAAUGUGUGUGGCAAGAAAUUUAGCUGCAAUGUGUGUAAAAAGGAAUUUAUGAGCAAAAGCUCGCAAAUCAGACACGGGAAGAUACACACUGAAGAAAAGAAAUAUGGCUGUGAUGUUUGUAAAAAGAUGUUUAUGAACAAAGGUGACUUAAUAAAGCACAUAAAAAUCCACACAGGCCAGAGAGAUUUUGCUUGUGAAACCUGCGGUAAAAAGUUCUACAUCCGUCGUGACCUCGGAAGACACAUGAGAAUUCAUACAGGGGAAAAGCCUUACACUUGUUCUCUAUGCAGUAAGAAAUUCACGGUAAAAAGCAACAUGAUGAAGCAUUUGAGAGGACAUAAGACUGACGGAAAAGAUCUUUAAAUGAUGGGAAACUAAAUAUAUUUCGUAUUAAUCUGUUUGAUACCUUGCUUAUCAUACAAGAUAACUGACAAAGGACUGAGGGAAAUCUAUUAAGGUAUUGUAUCGGGUAUCGCUGCCGGAAGCCUUCAUUCACAAGAUAGAGGUUUCUUUCUAUUUGUUUUAUUUAUUACACACAUAUUGCCUACGUAGAUAUAUAUGUAUUGCCGCUAAAUCUGUUUCAUUUUUUUAUAUUGUAAAUUCUCCUUUUCUCCCCCGCCCCUCUCUUUCUCCUCUCCCUUGUAUUACAAUACUGCAGUAUUAUGAAACUUUUCUAAUGUUUUGUUAUAUGCAAACAAUGUUAUACAGUAUGUUAAGAUUUUGUUGUUUUUCCGCUGUUUGGA